Tribolium castaneum (red flour beetle) is the source of this 1423-nucleotide messenger RNA. RefSeq names its product Bardet-Biedl syndrome 8 (gene BBS8). Lineage: Eukaryota; Metazoa; Arthropoda; Insecta; Coleoptera; Tenebrionidae. Gene Ontology annotation, cellular component: BBSome; ciliary basal body; non-motile cilium. Gene Ontology annotation, biological process: non-motile cilium assembly. Bases 35 to 1381 code for a protein of 448 amino acids. The record is from RefSeq and is a predicted model, not a curated record. Gene Ontology annotation, molecular function: protein binding. The transcript has 5 exons.
UCGCUAAGGCAACUCAACACAAACACGCACCAAAAUGGAUCCCUUAUACCUAGCCUUAAGUUUAUUUCGGCGUCGAAAAUUCGACAAAUGUGCCGAAGUGUGCAGCGAAAUUUUGGAAAGCCAGCCCUUGGACCAAGCGGCCUGGUGCCUGAAAAUGCGGGCUCUGACCCAGAGGGUGUACGUGGACGACAUCGAGAGCGAGGACUUGUACGAAGGCGACUUCCUGGACGACAACGCCGUCGCGACAGCCCCGCGCCCAGGGACCUCCAUCAAAACCGCAGCCCCGACCACCUCAGUCAGGCCCAACACCUCCACCGGGCGCCCCAUCUCGGGGGUGGCCCGCCCCGGGACCCAGCUGCGGCCUGGCUCGGCCCUGGACCGCCUCAAGACCGCCCGGCCCGCCAGCCAGUCCGCCAGGGCCAUCCGGCUGGGCACCGCGGCCAUGUACAGCCAGAAAGAGGGCCCUUUUAUCCAAGUUUCCCGCCUGAACAUCGCCAAAUAUGCGAAAAACUCGGGCUUGUCCAAGCCCCUGUUCGAGUACCUUUUCUACCACGAGGGCGAUGUGAGAAAUGCGAUGGAGUUGGCGGUCCAAGCGACCCAGUUCUGCAGAUUUGAGGACUGGUGGUGGAAGGUGCAGCUGGGCAAGUGCUACAUUGCCCUCAAUUUGAUCAGGGAUGCGGAACAACAAAUGAGAAGUGCCUUGAAACAGCACCAUCACGUUGAGAGUUUUAUUAGACUGACUAGGAUUUAUCUGAGAUUGGACCAACCUCUCUCCGCUGUGGAAAUAUGCAAAGCCGGGCUUGAGAUUUUUCCCAAUGAUGUUUCGAUAAUGACCGAACUGGCAAGGCUUUAUGAAAAUUUGAACGAAACGGCGCCUUCGGUCAAGUUUUACAGAAGUGUGGUCAUUGAAGAUGCCAUGAACACCGAAGCUAUUGCCUGUAUCGGGAUGUAUCACUUCUAUAACAACCAGCCGGAGAUGGCCUUACGCUACUACAGGCGCGUUUUGGCCAUGGGUGCGCAUUCGGCCGAGCUGUACAACAACCUAGGCUUGUGCUGCCUAUACUCCCAGCAGCUCGACUUGACCACCUCGCUGUUCCAGCGCGCGCUUGAUUUGGCAAUAGAUCCCCUAAUCAAGGCUGAGGUUUGGUACAAUUUGUCACAUUUGGCUCUCUCAGCCGGUGAUUUAGAGCUGGCUGUGCAAUGUUUGAAUUUAUGUCUAUCCUCGGAUUCAACACACGCAUCGGCGUUCAACAAUUUAGCUGUUUUACAUCACAAGAUGGGGCGAAUAAAUCUUGCUAAAGCAUAUUUCACGUCGGCUGCAGCUUUGGAUCCGAAUUUGUACGAACCGAAAACUAAUUUGGAAUUUUUACAAAGUGUCUAAUGUUGUUUUAUAAUAAAUACAGUUUGUGACAUGCUUAUUGUA